Molecule: messenger RNA, 2014 nt
Organism: Tetranychus urticae (two-spotted spider mite)
Lineage: Eukaryota; Metazoa; Arthropoda; Arachnida; Trombidiformes; Tetranychidae
Product: acetylcholinesterase-1-like
Biological process (GO): acetylcholine catabolic process; choline metabolic process
Cellular component (GO): plasma membrane
Molecular function (GO): acetylcholinesterase activity
Source: RefSeq, a predicted model, not a curated record
UUCAUACGUUAUCAGAUCAGCUUUUAUGCAAUUUGCAUUAUUAAAGCUAAGUGAAAGUCCAAUUUGAUCAUUCGAUAUAUUAGUGAAUUUUCAGUGCAUCAAUGGAAAUACGUUUACUAUUUUUGUGCUUCAAUUUAAUUCCAGCAACUCCUAUAUGAUUCUAAGAACUUCAUCAGAUCAACCUUGAAAUCCAAUCGUUUAUAAUGUGAACAUUGGCAGAUAUUUUUCAUUGUUUUCCUCCUCUCGCGACCCUUUGGAAUAAAUUAUGCCUUCGAAUUUGAUUUUAAUACUUUUAUUAGCAAUUUGUGCUAAUGUAAUCCUAAGUGAUACCACUACUGAAGGUCCCAUUGUACUAACUCGACAAGGGGCUAUUCAAGGAAGUCGUGUAAACGUAUCUGGUUUUGUUGUUGAAAGAUUUCUCGGUAUUCGUUAUGGAUUGAUUCCUCGACGAUUUGUUUAUUCUCAAGUCAACAAUAAUAGUUGGUCAGGAGUUCUAGACGCGACUAAAUAUGGUUCAAUAUGUCCACAAAAGUCUUCUGAUUUGCCAAUGGAUGAGGACUGUUUGUUCCUCAACAUUUGGAGACCUGCAAUGUCCGAUCCGAAUGUAACAUUGCCUGUUCUUUUCUGGGUUCAUGGUUCAGGAUAUCAACAAGGAUCUGGAGCACAAAACUCGGGUGAUCUACUGGCACCUUAUGGUAACAUGAUAAUGGUAACCAUCAAUUAUCGUCUUCGAUCAUUUGGUUUCGCUUUUGGAGAUGAAAAUGAAAUCCAAGGCAAUCAAGCAGUUAGUGAUAUCAUCGCUGCACUCAACUGGGUUCGUCAAAACAUUGCCUUCUUUGGUGGUGAUCCAAGUCGAGUUACUUUUGCAGGUCACUCAGCUGGUUCCAUGAUGGGCUCAAUAAUUCCAGUGCUGACUGCACUUGACGAUACCCUCUACUCACGACUUUGGCUAAUCAGUGGAGUCUCUGUCAAUCCAAUGUUCAUUGAAGACGCAUCAGUCAGUCUAGCCAAGACUAAGCUCUUAGCAUCAAAAGUUGGUUGUGGCUCUGAUGCUCCUGGACCGUUAACAAGUCAAACCAUUUCUUGUCUUCAAACUGUCAACGUUUCGGCUAUACUUGAACACGAUUUGGACUUCGAUAUUAAAAAACUUGGCGGUGCUGAUUACCCAGCUUUUUUUCCCAACCUAUGGUACUCCUUUGAUUCCAAUGCCACUUGUUCAACUUUUCAAAUCCAAUCCAAAAGUCAGAAGGACUACCAUUUUCAACGCUAUUCAUCAAGAUGAAGCAAGCACUUUUUAUGGUUACUUGAAGCCCACUAACAAGUUAGAAGCUUAUAAGAUGGCUUUUGAUCAUUUAUCGUUCGUCAAAAAAGAUGUGACUGAAGCACAAAUGCAGCCAUUCUUCGAAUACUAUUUCAACGACACGAAGGAUAGCGACCCUAAAGCACUUCGAACAGCACUCGCCAGUUUCAUAACUGACUAUACAUGGGGAUGUACUUCUUUGAUGUUAUCCGAACUUUAUUCAACAUACCAUUCAGUUCGAUUUGCCGUCUUCAAAUAUGUUCUAGAUAAAUAUGGUAAAGAGGCACGACCUGGUGGUCCACAACAUGUAGAUGAAAUUGAACUUUAUUUUGGCGAGCCAUUCAUGUCUAAGCCGACGGAAGUACCUUUCAAUUUAGGAACUUAUUCAGAACAAGAUAAAAUACAAAGUUUACGAUUAAUGAAGUCAUUGGCUGAUUAUGUUCAUGGCAAGGAGCCUGAUGAUUGGCCUGUGUUGAAAUUCAAUAGUUCAAACCCAGAAAAGGAACCAAUUGUUCGAGAAAUUAAUGCUCAAGACAGAAAUGUCGAGUAUUCAAAGCAACACAUUUGCCUUGAAUGGUCAAAACUUUUUGAAUACGACAUAACAAUGUAAUAACUAUGUAAAAAGUAAAUUAGAUCACGAUUCUUCAAAAAUAACAGUAUUAGUUAAAUGCUUCAUGAAUCAAACUAUUUUAUUAAAAUCAUUUUUGUCAAAAA